Molecule: messenger RNA, 907 nt
Organism: Staurois parvus
Lineage: Eukaryota; Metazoa; Chordata; Amphibia; Anura; Ranidae
Source: the annotation of a GenBank genome assembly
AUGGAUCUACAGCAGGCUCAGCGAGCUGUAAUCAACCUGCUGACCCAGGUGUCUCCGGACGUCCUGCCCAGGGCUAUCCAGUGGAUGAGACACAGCAGCGAAAUAGAAGAUUUACUCAGAAGUAACGCUGAUGUGAUUCUAAACUGUAUUGCUGAUGACUUACGAAGCAGUCUGCCACUGGAAGCCAUGGUUGGAUCAGAGAACCAAGUGAUAGACAUUAUUCAGAGUCUUCAGAGGCCAACCCUUCACGUAGAUGCUUUCCUUUAUGAUGAUGAUACUGUUGAUGCAUUAUGCGAGGAGGGGAAGAUGAGUCGUAAUUACUGUAUGUCAUGUGGAUCUAGAAAAACGGCUCCUAUAGACUUUAUUUCACAUUCUUUUUCUUUGGUGGAACUCAAGUUUCUGUUCCAGCAAAUGUUGCCUGAUCUGAGUGGGAAAACACUUAGUAGAUGUGGGUUCCAGGCUUGGAGCUGUUCUGUAUGCGGGUUGUGUUUACAGUUCAGCCAGUAAAUUACAAGGUGUGGAAAUCAAUGCAGAAUUCUGCCAGUUACAAGAAAAGAUCAUAAAGAAGUAUGACUUCACAGACAGAAUUCAGGUUUACCAUUCAGAUAUUUGCUGUCAGCCAUCCUUACUGCACCACGCUGAUGUUGUAGUUCUACAUAAUGUUUUUGAAUACUUCCUGGACAAAGAGAAGCAAAUAAAAGCCUGGAUAUUUGUAAUAGAAAAUGUAAGGAAGACAGGAAGCCUCAUAGUUGCCGUGCCAAGCAUAGAGGAAUCAUUAGACAAACUUCAGAUGGAUAUACAACUCGAUAAGUGGGUGGAAAAAGUCAAGCUUAAUCCAGAAAUCUACCUUGGGACAGAGACUGAUGAAGAGACUAUUCGUCAAAUCCAUUUGUACAAAGUGCUGUAG